AUGAGUCUCCGCCUCUUCUUCGCGAUCGACCUCCCUCCAUCGGUCCGACAAGCGAUCGAUACCUGGCGCGUCUCCCGGCGCUUCCCCGGUCGCCCGGAACCAACUCCAAAUCUGCACAUCACACUCGUCUUCCUCGGAUCAUACCCCGCCGACCGCGGGUCGCUGGACGCGCUGUACGAAGUCGCGGCCCGCGCCCCGCUGCGCCCGUUUGACAUAGCGCUUGACCGAGCAACGCGCUGGCGAAAUGGCAUCCUGCACCUUGCGCCGUCAAGAAUACCGCCUGAACUGGCCGAACUGCACAAAGCGCUGAAUGAAGGGUGUGCCGAACUGGGACUGAAGGUGGAUCGGAGGAGGUUCAGUCCCCAUGUCACCCUGGCUAGGGAGUGCCCUCCGUGGAGAGUGAAGCGGCCGCCAGGGUUCGCUUGGAAGGCGAACAAGCUGACGCUGUUCAGCUCGGAGAGAGGGGAGACAGGGAUCACGUAUCGUCCGAUACGAGAGUGGGACAUGACUGAGGCGGAGGUGGUAUCAGGACAUGGUCAGCCGUCGGCGCCGCCUAACACCGUGGAAGUCGAGAGUACCUGA
Trichosporon asahii var. asahii CBS 2479 is the source of this 582-nucleotide messenger RNA. RefSeq names its product 2'-5' RNA ligase. The record is from RefSeq and is a predicted model, not a curated record. Bases 1 to 582 code for a protein of 193 amino acids. The transcript has a single exon. NCBI's taxonomy places the organism in Eukaryota, Fungi, Basidiomycota, Tremellomycetes, Trichosporonales, Trichosporonaceae. Gene Ontology annotation, molecular function: RNA 2',3'-cyclic 3'-phosphodiesterase activity; 2',3'-cyclic-nucleotide 3'-phosphodiesterase activity.